This is a messenger RNA of Oppiella nova, 193 nucleotides long. The record is from the annotation of a GenBank genome assembly. NCBI's taxonomy places the organism in Eukaryota, Metazoa, Arthropoda, Arachnida, Sarcoptiformes, Oppiidae.
CGAUCCUUCAAAGCACAGUCCGCCGGAUGCUAUUGAAAACUGUGGCCUUUUAUGCGCUCAUCAAAUGUUCUUAUAUCCGAGUGAGACCACUGAGAUUGUUGGCAGUGAUAGCAAAUUUGUGAUCGUAUCGAAAGAGGAAUGGGAUGCACUCAUCGCUCACUAUUCUAAUGACUUUCAAAUUGAAUUUGUGGUC